Messenger RNA from Echinops telfairi (small Madagascar hedgehog), 1605 nucleotides. It is a transcript of the gene WFIKKN1, whose product is annotated as WAP, follistatin/kazal, immunoglobulin, kunitz and netrin domain containing 1. Gene Ontology annotation, molecular function: serine-type endopeptidase inhibitor activity; receptor antagonist activity; transforming growth factor beta binding. The coding region runs from base 1 to 1536 and encodes 511 amino acids. Gene Ontology annotation, biological process: negative regulation of transforming growth factor beta receptor signaling pathway. Lineage: Eukaryota; Metazoa; Chordata; Mammalia; Afrosoricida; Tenrecidae. The record is from RefSeq and is a predicted model, not a curated record. The transcript is spliced from 3 exons. Gene Ontology annotation, cellular component: extracellular region.
AUGCCGGCCCUGCUGCUGCUGCUGCCGCUGCUGCUCCCUGCCCCCGACGCUGCCACCACUGCAGGGCAGGGCACAGGGGCCAGCCUGCUGCCGUCACUGGAGCCUGGGAGCCACCUAGGUGUGUGCCCUAACCAGCUCAACCCCCACCUGUGGGUGGAUGCCCAGAGCACCUGUGAAAGAGAGUGCCUGGAAGACCAGGACUGCGCAGGCCCUGAGCGCUGCUGCCCCAACGUGUGCGGUCUGCGGAGCUGCGUGGCAGCGCGCUUCGGUCCCGGGGACCCCACAGCACCAGCCGCCGCCUCGUGCGAGGGCUUCGUGUGCGCGCAGCAGGGCUCCGACUGCGACAUCUGGGACGGGCAGCCCGUGUGCCGCUGCCGCGAACGCUGCGGCAAGGAGCCCAGCUUCACCUGCGCCUCGGACGGCCUCACCUACUACAACCGCUGCUACCUAGACGCUGUGGCUGUGGGGGGCACUGCCAGCCUGCACUGCGACGUCAGCGGGCGCCCCCCGCCCGCCAUCACCUGGGAGCGACAGAGCGAGCAACCUGAGAACCUGAUCCUGCGCCCCGACCAGAUGUACGGCAACGUGGUGGUCACCAGCAUUGGGCAGCUAGUACUGUACAACGCGCGGCCUGAGGACGCUGGGCUCUACACUUGCACAGCCCGCAACGCCGCGGGCCUGCUGCGCGCCGACUUCCCGCUCUCGGUGGUGCAGCGGGGUGCGCCAGCCCAGGGCCUCCUGCGCAAGCCCCCAGAGCCCUCGCCGGCCCCAUGCGAUCCCGCGCCUGCAGCGCAGCCCUGCGCGGGUCCUGCCACCCUGCGCCUGCUGUGGCGUUUUGACCCGCAGCGCGGCAGCUGUGCCACCUUUGGGGCCAGUGGCUGCGACGAAGGGGAGAGAGGAGGCUUCGAAACGUAUGAGGCAUGCCAGCAAGCCUGCGUGGCCGGCCCUGGCGACGCCUGCGUGCUGCCGGCCGUGCGGGGCCCGUGCCCGGGCCGGGAGCCUCGCUGGGCCUACAGCCCGCUGCUGCACCAGUGCCACCCAUUCGUAUACGGCGGCUGCGAGGGCAAUGGCAACAAUUUCGAGAGCCGCGAGGCCUGCGAGGAUGCCUGCCCUGUGCCACGCACUCCGCCCUGCCGCGCCUGCCGCCUCCGGAGCCGGCUGGCGCUGAGCCUGUGCCGCAGUGACUUCGCCAUUGUGGGGCGGCUCACCGAGGUGCUCCAGGAGCCUGAGGCAGCUGGGGGCGGUGGCAUCGCCCGCGUGGCGCUGGACGACGUCCUCAAAGACGACAAGAUGGGCCUGCAGUUCUUCGGUACGAGAUACCUGGAGGUGACGCUGCUGGGCAUGGACUGGGCCUGCCCGUGCCCCAAUGUGACAGCUGGCGACGGACCACUGGUUAUUAUGGGCGAAGUCCGGGACGGAGUGGCUGUGCUGGAUGCUGGCAGCUACGUGCGCGCCGCCAGCGAGAAAAGGGUUCGGAAAAUCAUAGAGCUAAUGGAGAAGAAGGCCUGCGAGCUGCUUAACCGCUUCCAGGACUAGCCCCAGCCCAGUCCAGGCCCUAGCCUUAGCCCUAGGCGGGCUCCAGCCCCAAGUGCACCCCUCGGCUGG